CCUCUAUUAAAAAUUAUCGGAAAUCAGAAUAGAAUUUCAGUAUUAAACGCACAAAAAUUAAAAAAGGCUAAGCCAGCUGACUAAAGCGCUAUCCAGAUCCUAUAAUCUGAGCCUCAUUCGGGAAGAGAACAAAGAAGGGGAUUUCCCAGCUAAAAAGCAAAGAAAACAGCUGCGGCAGCGGCAUUUGGACGAGGAAAAAAGGGCAGCCUUUAAAAGAGGAAACAAAUGAAGGUUUAUCUGCCUGGAAACCAGAUUUAAAUCGACUGGCCAGGGAACUUAUAUCACUUCCGAAAGGCAGAACCGAAAAACGUCGCAAAAAUGAAACUGAAACGCUGGCGGCACAAGCGUAAAUAGUUACUUACCCACAGAUAACCGGAGGGGAAAGACAUCGUUUUGGGAUAUAUUUGAAAAGCAAGCUGAAAAUCAUGCUAGGUCGCACGCAGAAACUCGUGUUGGGCAUAUCAAUACUGAUACUAGUCGAUGUGGUUUGGGUCUCCUCCAGCGAGCUGACAAAGUUUCUCUACAAUGAGGCCAACUUUGACAAGCCCUUCUUCUGCACAUACUUUAAGACCUCCAUGUUCAGCAUUUACCUGCUAGUCAUUGGCAUCCUGGCUCCCUGGAAAGAGUCCUGCGAGCGUCAAAAUGGAAACUAUGCUAUGAUGGAGCAGAAUGCAGACGACGAGAAUUAUUACUCCAAUCAGGCUGUUUUGGGUGACCCCACCUAUGUGCCCAUCAGAUCGCCCCAUCUGGCUGCCCCUGCCACCAAUGGCACCUCGAACUCCCUCUCCGGCACCGAAAGCGAUGACUCCAGUGUGCGGAGUGUGCGCUUCAGCAAGAUGGCCGAGGUCAGGGAGAUGUCCGCCCACGAAGCCACCGACGCCUUGAUGGCCAGGCUCUCGUAUGCCGCCAGCUUGAGGAUUAGGCGGCAGAAGACCCACCACAAGACGGCCAAGACGGCCCUGCUCUUUUGCCUGCUCUGGUUCGUGGCCAACUACUUCUUUCAGUUGGCCCUGGAAAUGGACGAGACGGCCAUGAUAACGUUGGUCAGCUCAACGUCGUCGUUCUUCAUCAUCUGCCUGGCGGCCGUGUUUCCCUCGGCGUCGGGCGACAAGCUGACCAUCACCAAGGUGAUUGCGGUGGCCAUGAACAUUGGCGGCGUGGUGGCCAUCACCAUGAACGACCUGCAUGACACCAAGAUGACGCGAGGCGUCCUUUUGGCCCUCUUCAGUGCUUUCUUCUAUGCCGCUUAUUUGGUUUUCGUGAAGCGAAAAAGCGAUACGGAGGAAAAGGUCGAUAUACCUUUGUUCUUCGGUUUUGUGGGUCUGUGGAAUCUGUUGCUAUUGUGGCCGAUAUUCUUUAUUCUCCACUUCACCAAAAUCGAAAGCUUUGAGCUGCCCAGCCAGGGGCAGUUUGCCCUUCUAUUCCUCAAUGGAUUAAUUGGCACUGUGCUGGCCGAGGCUCUGUGGCUGUGGGGCUGCUUCUUGACCUCCUCCCUGAUUGGCACGCUGGCCAUGUCGCUGCAGAUUCCGCUGGCCAUCAUGUUCGAUGUCCUGCUCAAGAACAAACCGUAUUCGCCCAUGUUCUAUAUGGGCUCGAUACCCAUAUUCGUGGCCCUGGUUUUCGUUUCCCUGCUGAUGCGAAACGACGACUCCGAUCCGCUGAUGAAGCUGUUUAGGAUUGUAUAUAGAAAGGUCUGCCGGUGCCAUAAGCCAAGCAUUGUGAGGGUCAACGAUGACGAGCAACAGGAGUCGCUGAUAAGUGGCAGCGAUUAAAGGCUUCUCGCGCUUUUGGAAAACUUUGAAUGUUGCUCAUUGCAAUGCAAUCUAAAACUUGGCUGUUCACGAGUUCGUUUCGAAUCGUUCUUUAAUCUAUUGGGACAAGUCCUGCACAAUUCCCGAUUUGUGUUUCUCAUUUGUGCAUUUUCCGUUGGAUAUUAUUAUGUUGCGAUCUUACGUACAACUAUUUAUUAUAAUCUUACAAGUGUAUUCUCUGUAAAUAGCUUUAGCCCCCACGAAUACCGUUUAUCUAUGUGAUAGUCUACAACGUUUUGCUGAAGUCCACCUAUAAUUUAUUGUACUUUCUCGGUAUUCACACUGCGCUUAGCUGUAUAAUUGUUGACUUCUCAAUACAAGAUGAAUAUAAGGAAACAUAUACACAUAUUGGUAACUAAUAACAAUAAAUAAAACUUGUCUACCGUAAGCUUAAAAAAAUUCAAAAGUUGGCAGGAGGUUUGUAGACUAUAAGGUAAUGAUCACGCUGAACAUUCGGGUAGUGCGUCAUCAAAACCUCAAGCUUAACUGAUCAUCAACCCACAAUGAAUUUCAUGAUACAUCUUUAAGUGAGUCAGUUGUUUUAAUUUCAAAUGGAUUUUUGAAAUAAUUGUGACUAUUAUGAAAUCGUCACGGUGGAAUAAGAAGCACAUUUUAUUUUUAAUUUGUUUAGUAGUAAAAAUAAUAGUAGUCACAUUUUUAUAAC
Drosophila takahashii is the source of this 2475-nucleotide messenger RNA. RefSeq names its product solute carrier family 35 member F5. The record is from RefSeq and is a predicted model, not a curated record. NCBI's taxonomy places the organism in Eukaryota, Metazoa, Arthropoda, Insecta, Diptera, Drosophilidae. Gene Ontology annotation, cellular component: membrane.